This is a messenger RNA of Manacus vitellinus (golden-collared manakin), 1042 nucleotides long. It is a transcript of the gene GNPNAT1, whose product is annotated as glucosamine-phosphate N-acetyltransferase 1. The coding region runs from base 17 to 589 and encodes 190 amino acids. Gene Ontology annotation, cellular component: endoplasmic reticulum; endoplasmic reticulum-Golgi intermediate compartment; Golgi apparatus. The transcript has 5 exons. Gene Ontology annotation, biological process: UDP-N-acetylglucosamine biosynthetic process. Gene Ontology annotation, molecular function: glucosamine 6-phosphate N-acetyltransferase activity; monosaccharide binding. NCBI's taxonomy places the organism in Eukaryota, Metazoa, Chordata, Aves, Passeriformes, Pipridae. The record is from RefSeq and is a predicted model, not a curated record.
AUCCCGUGCCGCAGCCAUGAUGCCGGUGGCCACCGUGAUGCCCAACGACACGCCCCUGUUUGACCCCAGGAUUCUGCACGAGCUGGACUGGAGCGAGAACACCACGACGUUUUCUCCCGCUAUUUCUCCCCUGGACCCGGGGGAUGGGCUGGUUCUGAGGCCACUUUGCACAGCUGAUUUAAACCGAGGCUUUUUCAAGGUUCUGGGUCAGCUGACAGAAACUGGAGUUGCAAGCCCAGAGCAGUUUAUCAAAACCUUCGAGCACAUGAAGAGAUCGGGAGAUUAUUACGUUACCGUCGUGGAGGACACAAACCUUGGGCAGAUCGUUGCUACAGCAACGCUGGUUAUAGAACAUAAAUUCACUCACUCCUGUGCCAAGAGAGGGAGGAUAGAAGACGUGGUGGUCAGCGGGGAGUGCAGGGGGAAGCAGCUUGGAAAACUAUUAAUAUCCACCCUCACCUUGCUAAGUAAGACACUGAACUGUUACAAAAUCACGCUGGAAUGUCUGCCCAAAAACGUGGAUUUCUACAAGAAGUUUGGCUAUUUGGUAUCUGAGGAAAACUACAUGUUCCAACGGUUCUUUAAUUAACAACUUCCAGGUGGUAAAAGACUGUUGGUGGAGGAGCUUGUGCUCCAAACAUUCUCUUCGUGGAAAACUUACAUAGUUUAUGGCUGCAAAUAUAAUGAUCCCUAUAAAUAAUGAACAUCAAAUGUGUAAAUCCCGGGAAAACAAAUUAAUGAGGUUUUAGAAGGGUCCUCUGGGUUAGGGGAAAAAAGCUUAGAACUAAUUUUUACUGCUGUUGAGUCGAGGUGAGGCUUUUCUGUUCUAGCUGAGUUACAAAGGACUCGUUAAAGGGAUGGUUUUUAACCAAAGGUAUAUAUUUUUAUCUCAAAUUUUUUCUUGCAUUGUAUUUUUCUAAAGUUUUGUGCUUCUUUUCUUGGUAGCCAAAGGACAGCCCCUGGGAUUGUCCUGCUGCCUGUGCUGAUGGAAGGGUGACAGAGCUUGGGAAGGGAUGAGGCUUCUCUUAUGCAGAAUUACUGA